Messenger RNA from Vidua macroura (Pin-tailed whydah), 1378 nucleotides. Its product is annotated as inositol 1,4,5-trisphosphate receptor-interacting protein-like 1. The coding region runs from base 382 to 1374 and encodes 330 amino acids. The transcript is spliced from 2 exons. The record is from RefSeq and is a predicted model, not a curated record. NCBI's taxonomy places the organism in Eukaryota, Metazoa, Chordata, Aves, Passeriformes, Viduidae.
CACGUGCACGGGGAAGGCUGGGGUGGAUGGGGGACUGGACAGACGCCCAGGGGGGUUCCUAACCCUGAGUGAGGGCUGAGCCCUUCAGAGCAGGACAAGGUCCUGCCCUUGGGGCUGGGGACAGGGGGAGUUGGGGCUCUCUGUGCUGGCUUUUGGGCCUGUCCCUGCUUUGCCAAGAGACCCCCUGGGACCUGCUGCAGUGGGUUUGGACUUGGUGCAGUGAUGCCCAGAACCCACUGAGCAGGGGGUAGGGUUGAAGUCUGGGGUUUGUCAGUUCUGGUAGCUGUGACAUUACAGAGAACAGGUGAUAGUGGGAGCCAUCCCCAGGGACAAUACCAGGAAACCACCCUGCAACCCCCACUUGGACUUGGGCAAUUGGCCAUGGCUGCAGCAACCACGUUCUUUGUGGCUCUGCUGACCAUCCUGCUCAAGCAGACACAAGACCUACGGACCAAUAUGAUCACAAUCCAGCAGAUGCAGCAGCGUAAGAAGUUUCUGCAGCAGGAGAUGAUGCAGCUGCUGCAGGAGAUUGGGUGGAUCAGGUCUCCACAAGAAGCCCCACUCCUCUCUGGGUUGCAGCUCUGUCUCUUCUGGGCUGCUGCAGUAGCCAUGCUCGUGGAGGUCUGCUGGCUGGCCUGGCAAAUGAAGUUUAGAACUUGUACCUGCUAUGAGCAGGACACCUCUGGCAGCGAGGAGGAAGAUGAUGAAGAGGAGAAAACCCGCAAGGGACAACGCCACAGUGUGAGGUUGUUUUCUGUCCCCAACGUAAUGUCAAUGCAGGGACUGUCUGACAUGUGCAGGGAUGUGAAGAAAAUGGUGCAUGACAUCCUCCGUGUCUGCCGAGUGCUUUCCAAGGACACUUUCAUGCCGGAGAUGCACCUGGCAACCGGGAAGAACGGCAUCCAUGAAUCCUGGAGUAUCUUCGAGGACCGAAUCUUGUACCAGCUGCUCGUGUUCCUGCAGCCACCCUCCAGGCACUCUUUCAAGCUGGAGCUCUACAGUGGGAUACAUCUGCCAGAGAGGUGCUCCAACAUCCGUGUGGUGCUGGAGUGCACCUGCUUGAGGAAAAUGGAGAAUGUUCCGUGUUUUGUCCACCCCUCCAAGACCAAUGAGACAGGCCAGCACUCACCCCUGCUGCAGAACCUCUGCACAGGCUCCUACUUAGACGUGGAGGAAAUCGCCUGCUGGGUGCAGAACUCGGUGCAAACAGCCUGGGAGCAUCUGCCCCAGUGGCAGGACUGGCAGCUCACGGUGCUGCCCAGCUCCCACUCCUGCCGGCUGCUGCUGAGCGGCCCCUCCGACAUGCAGCUCUGUGCUGUGCUGGUGUUUGCCGUGGAGCAGGGCAGCCCAGGCACCUUCCUGAUCCUUCAGUGAGAGU